AUGCGUCAGCGUGCAUCGCUUGCGUCGUCUGUGCUACUGGCUGGUCAGAUAUAUCCAGCGCCGAGCGAUCAACUCCAGCGCCGAAAGAUCAGCUCCAACGGCGACUCCUGCAGAUCGGCCACGCCACGGGCGUGUCCCCUGCGCCUGUGUGCUCGUCCUGGCCGCGGCGGCCUCUCUGUCUUCCCUGGGGACGCCUGUCCGUCUGGCUGGCCCUGCAUCUGCCCAAGAAUGACCAGGAAACGCAGCCGCCCAUCCAAGCAACAUGACCGAAGCGCCCAGAGCGCCGGGGACCGCGAGCGGGCUGACCAAAAGCUAGCCGAGCAGCUCGCCGACCCGUUGGGCGACUACAGACGAUUUCUGGCCAAGGUCCGGAGCUUUGGCCUCAAACACCACGAGGACUGCUACACCAUCCCUGCCAACCUCAUCGACCUGACAACCACCAUCCUCGUCUCGCUGCUGCUCAAUCGGCGGGCUCAUUUCUUAACCUCGGCCGAAUCAGCGCCAUCAGCGCCAUCAGCGCCAUCGGAAUACCGCUCCGCAAGGCAAGAGGCGUUCGACUGCAUCCGCAAACUCAUCAACCGGACCAAGCUGAACUGCAGCACUUUUGUCCUGGCUCUGCUCUACAUCGACCGGUCGAAGAGCCGGGAGGCUCGCGAUUGGAGAAGGAGACUCUGGAGGCAAAAACCAGCAGCACCAGUACGGGUGCCGGCAUCAAGACCAAGCCAGGACCGUGCUUCCGAAAGCCGGCCGAAGAAUCAAAAUAGCACCGCUGCGUCGAGCCACUCCAACGACCGCCUGCUGGAGCCGCACGGAUGCAUUUCAACGUUUUUGGGGGCAGUCAUCUGUGCGGACAAGUAUCUUUACGACGCCACGUACUCGAACCUGGACUGGGUCGAGUUCGCCGACCACCGCUUUUCUCUUGCCGACAUCAACCAUAUGGAAGUCCGGUUUCUCCAGCGACUGGACUACCAACUGCAUGUCAGCGACUUGGACUUUGACAACUUCCUGACCUAUCUCGAUGGGAUGCUUUGUCUGCGCCAGCUCCAUCGCUGGCCAUCUCUGACCUACGGCGACUUGCUGCGGCUCUCCCAGUUUGUGCCCUAUCUUGCCCAACUCAACCGCCACAUCACCCGGCCCCUUGAUGCCUCCAUCAUGAUCGCCCGCAUCCUCAUGCGCUCGAUGCUGAGCUAUGUGGUGGCCGUGGCCGUGGUCGUCGUGGCUGUAUCGCUGAGCUUUGCCAAUGUGCACUUUGGAAGGAUUCGCCUCGAGUUUCUCGAGCGGCUGUACGAGCGAGAGAAGGAGGCUUCGGCACUGAUUCUUGCCCGGUAGCUGGCUAUCCGCUGUUUGGUCGUGCAAACGCUGGUUCGUCGUUCUCGCACUGGCCGUUGUUCCUGCGAGCUCCUUUUGAAUCGGAACACCUCCACACACGGAUGGCUUGUGCAUUGGUUGAUGUUGAUCGAUCUGGCUGAACGGCUUCGAUCGGCACCCAAACCAGCGAUAUUGCUCUUUGCCCUGCGUCUUCCUCACUCAUUCCAGGUAUGUCUUCGUGCUCUGACCUGCAGCGACUGCAUCUGCAGUGGCUCGCUGGUCCUGUCGUGCCCACUCCAUGCAUCUCCCUCACACAGGGAAAUGACUUGACCCACUUGUGAUAUGAUCCGACUACGCCGCUUGUCCGAAUGAGAUGGUGUAUCCCAUUAUUUCUUCAACACGCUGUCCGAUUUUUGCUUGCAACGCUCCUGGCAAGAGACUCUUCACCUCCUACAGAAUGGAUCAUGAACAUGGCAUCUGUGGAGCACAACCAAAG
This is a messenger RNA of Polychytrium aggregatum, 1804 nucleotides long. RefSeq lists its product as uncharacterized. Gene Ontology annotation, molecular function: protein kinase binding; cyclin-dependent protein serine/threonine kinase regulator activity. Gene Ontology annotation, biological process: regulation of cyclin-dependent protein serine/threonine kinase activity. The record is from RefSeq and is a predicted model, not a curated record. The transcript is spliced from 3 exons. Lineage: Eukaryota; Fungi; Chytridiomycota; Chytridiomycetes; Polychytriales. Gene Ontology annotation, cellular component: nucleus; cyclin-dependent protein kinase holoenzyme complex. The coding region runs from base 1 to 1329 and encodes 442 amino acids.